GGCGAUCCCCUAAACACCUAAGUUUCUUUUUUCAAGUUUCGUAACGGAACGAUGAAGAUCGAUGAAGACAUUAUAAUUUGAUGAAAUGCGGAAAUUGACGUGUUUUUGCAACUGACAAUUUUCCAGUUCUAAAAUGAUGCUGAGGAGUAUCAUCGGUGCUUGACGAUCGACCGGUUUGCGCGAGUUUUGCAGCGAUGGAUACCUUCGAGAGGCAAGUUGCGGAAAUGGAGUCGUCUGUCAAAGCUAAGGAGGGCAGAGCGAGGCGACGCUCGGCCUCGGCCUACAGCAAUGACUCUUCGAGGAACAAGAAGAGGCGAAACGUAUGCAGUAAGGAUAAGAGACGAAAGUCGAAGCAUAGAAGUAGUUCGAAUAGUUCCAGUUCUUCCAGUGUUUCAAGUGCGGACAGAAAUGCACCGAAUAAAGUAAGGAGAAGUACGGAGUACAAGAGUAAGAGGUGCGAGAACGGCAUGGAAGUGCAGAGAAGGGGUGAAAAGUAUGGCAACAAUUAUAGAUCGUACAAUAGGAGAUACGGUAGUAACUUCCCAGAUAAUCAGAGGGGUCGUGACUAUCCCAAUUCACGUCCUUAUAGAUACUACAAUCAUUACGAUAGAAAUAAGAGAGAUAUGCAUAACAAUUAUCGUUAUCACAGAUACAACAGCAGAUAUAAUUCGAGAGUAAUUAGCUACGACAGAUCGAGGAGGCAGGAUUACUACAGAAAUAGUGGCAAAGAUCUAACUAGUCAGUCCGUGAAAGAGGACUCGAAGGAGCACGUGAAUCAAGUACGAGCCACUUCGAAGACUGAUAGACCUGAUUCGGUGAAGGAUAACACGGAGGUGGAGCAAGAGAAAGAGAAGGGAAAAUUGGAGAGUGUGCAGGACAAAGAUCCGGCAGGCCGCAAGAAGUUGAAGAGGAAGAGGUCUUUGUCGAGUUCCAGUUCGUCCAGUAUCAGCAGCAGUAGCAGCACCAACAGCAGCUCAAGUAGUUCCAGUAGCAGCAGCGACAGCACCAGUGAUACUAGUAGCAGCAGCAGCACCACCACCACCGAGAGUUCCGAGGACGAAAAGAAGCGGAAGAAGGCGAAGAGGAAGAGCAAGAAGCUGAAGAAAGCGAUGAAGAAGCGAAAGAAGAAAAAACGAAUGAAGAAGAAAUUGAAGAAGAAGCUGAAGAAGUCUGCGCACAAGAAGAAGGGGCACGGUAAAAGGAGGGCUGACGAGGACAAAGAGGCUCAAAGCAACAGGGAGACUAUGAACAAGAUUAUACCAGAAAUUAAAAAGCUGACGGAGAAAGCGAGAGCCAUGGCACCCAUGACGAAGGAAGAAUGGGAGAAACGGCAGAGCAUCAUACGCAAGGUGUACGACGAAGAAACAGGGAGAUACAGAUUAAUCAAAGGUGAUGGAGAAGUUUUGGAAGAGAUAGUAAGUCGAGAACGUCACAAGGAAAUUAACAAACAAGCGACCAAAGGGGAUGGCGAAUACUUCCAGGCACGUCUAAAAAGAUGAGAAUGUAAAAUAUUUUUACAUAUAAAAUACACUUACAUUGUUACCUAUUAUUGGUAUCUGAUAAUAUACUGUUUUGUAUUGCCAGUUCAAAAGCAUUUAUCUACUGAAAAUACAUGUGCUCGUACAUUAUAAUCGUAAUUAUAUUUGACAGCAGUGUGAGUGCAAUUCAAUAUUAAGUUUAGAUUUUUAUAUGGCUCACACAUAAUGUAACACGAUAUAUUCGAAAUAAAAUUUUCUUAUGCAUGAGUA
This is a messenger RNA of Ooceraea biroi (clonal raider ant), 1748 nucleotides long. Its product is annotated as ADP-ribosylation factor-like protein 6-interacting protein 4. NCBI's taxonomy places the organism in Eukaryota, Metazoa, Arthropoda, Insecta, Hymenoptera, Formicidae. The record is from RefSeq and is a predicted model, not a curated record.